AAAAAAGUCUGUGUCCCGAUCAUUCAUCGUUGAACCAUUCGAGUGGUGAGGUCUUUUCAAAGAGUGCUGCGAUGAUUCGAUUCAUAUUUUUAUCAAUUUUAUUUCGGGCAACGAUUGGUCAGUCUUUCCAUUGCCGAUUUAUUCAACACGCCUACGACAAAGCCGUUCAAAACUCGGAAUUUCUAGGAGCAAAUGAUAGUGACCUAAAGCGCGUGCGCAGUGAUGAUAUCGGAAAUAAUUACUUUGCACAACAACCCACACCUCCAGAUGCAGACGUCGACUUUAAUCGAACUACAACGCUUUUAAUGGCCGGGCAGCUCCUUUCUUCAAUUGGUGGACGAAACACUCUGAAUCGACUCGCAUCCUGCAUACCGCUUGACAAACGUUGUAGCACAAUGCCAAUGGAAAAACCUCCGACAGAUCCUCGAUUUCGUACCAUCACUGGAGCUUGGAACAACUUAAAAAAUCCAAAGUGGGGAAAAUCGUACACUCCAUACGGUCAUUUGCUAACCGCCAAUUUCGCCGAUGGUAUUUCGGAAAUAAGAAAGUCCGUCGUAGGACAGGCAGACUUACCUGGAGCAAGAGUGGCAACAAAUGCAAUCAAUAAAGAUCCGUUCAAAUGUACUCCCGAUUUUCCGGCCAAUCUGUUGUCCGUUAUGUUUGGCCAAUUAAUGGCGCACGAUCAUGGAAUGAGACAAAUGUACCAGUCAAAAGAAGGAGGUCCAACGAGAACUUGCUGUAAUGAAGAUUACUCUGCGGCAUUAUCGCCACAACCAUUUGGAUGUCACGCAAUAGAAUAUCCAGAAAACGAUCCGUUUUUGAGUGAUGCUUCACCGAACUGCAAUAUUAGAUGCAUGAAUUACAUUCGUUCGCAAGCGACAUUCUCAAAUGAUUGCAGAGUCGGUUCAUUUCAAGCAGUAAAUCUUGUUUCGCACUACUUGGAUUUGUCCCCAGUUUACGGAAAUACUGAGGAGAUUGCCCGUGAACUAAGAACGUUCCAGGACGGCCUACUGAAAAAUAACAAAAACAAAGUGUUACCGGAAACUUGCGACGAUCCUAAUCAAGACUGCUACCUAACCGGUGACUUCAGAGCAACUGCCAUAUUCUUCCUUGGCCUUUUACAAUCCAUGUACCAUCGCUUCCAUAAUGUAGUUGCACCGCAAUUAAAGGUUUUAAAUCCUAAAUGGGAUGAUGAAAGACUCUACCAGGAAACGAGACGGAUUGUAAUUGCUUGCUAUCAAAAUCACGUUAUUGAUUGGCUACGCGUUUUUUCCGGUGACGCAGAGACCAGGCGUUUUCGCCCAGUAGGGAAUAAUUAUCUGGGAAGAUACAAUGACAAGGUUGAUGCCAGCUCAACUGCAGAGUUUAGCCAUUGUGUGUUCAGAGUGUAUCAUUCAAAUCUUGCCGAUAAAGUUCAUUUCAUCGAUGGUAAUAACACAAUCGUCAGAACCAUCAACCUAGAUGAUAACGAUGUUGGCUUGAAGACUUUGGAGACCGAUUACGAUAGCCUAACUCGGGGCAUGCUUAGCACACCUUCUGGCCAUGCGUCUUUCACGCCUACAGUUCGCAACAAAAUGUUUAACAACGACAACAAAUUCCACCUUGGGCUCGAUCUAAUUUCAACUGAUCUUUUCGUUGGACGUGACCUGGGCCUGCAGCCGUUUCACGUUUACUUUGAACAAUGUACAGGAAAGAAGGUACGGUCAUGGGACGACUUCAAGGUCACAAUGCCAGCAGAAGCUAUUGCCGAUUUGAGGAGCGUCUAUAAGAGUGUGUACGAUGUAGACGCUUUUGCAGGUGUGGCGUUAGAGGAAAAAUGUGAUUCGUAUUUGGGAACAGUUGGUAAAUGUCUGGUGGUAUCACAAUAUCAACGAACAAUAUCAGGCGAUAGAUUCUUUUAUUCACUAUCCGGCGGAGCCUAUCCCUUCACAAGAAACCAACUUGGUACGAUUUAUAAAUUUUCGUUUGCUAACUUUAUAUGCACUGUUACCGGUCUCGAUCAAAUACCAGCCAGUGCUUUCGAAUUUCCAACUAGCAGGAAUCCGAUGGUCGCAUGUCAACGGGGCAUAGACUUAAGUGCGUGGAGAGGACUUCGUUAGAAUGGGCAGAGCUUUUGAUUGUUUUUUUUUUAAAGAAUCGAUAAAUGUCAAUAAAGUACUGAGCCAUUCAAAGUCAAA
Molecule: messenger RNA, 2177 nt
Organism: Bradysia coprophila
Lineage: Eukaryota; Metazoa; Arthropoda; Insecta; Diptera; Sciaridae
Product: salivary peroxidase/catechol oxidase-like
Biological process (GO): response to oxidative stress
Molecular function (GO): heme binding; peroxidase activity
Source: RefSeq, a predicted model, not a curated record